Molecule: messenger RNA, 5904 nt
Organism: Adineta ricciae
Lineage: Eukaryota; Metazoa; Rotifera; Eurotatoria; Adinetida; Adinetidae
Source: the annotation of a GenBank genome assembly
AUGUCGUCAUCGACGGAGCCCAAAUCUCCUGUGAAUGAACAAGAUGAUACCGAAACUACUUAUAGUGUUAAUGAAGAGGAAGAUGAUGGAUCCGAAAUGGAUGGUUUUUCUAAUGUUAAACCGAAACUUCUAAAAACGCCAAGUAUACUGAAUGCUAUUAUUGAUCAAAUACAUCCUGAUGUCAUAGCAAAAUCCCAUCAAUCGAAUUUUGUCCUAUUUCCUCCGAAACUAGAAGGCUGUACGGUUGUCGAUCUUGGCUGCGGCGUGGGUCGCGAUGUUUUUAUCUUAUCCAAACUUGUCGGAGAAAACGGUCAUGUUUUUGGUGUGGAUUCAGACAAAGAACAAUUGGAUUUUGCUCGUCAACAUGUGCAUUACCAUGCGAAAAAAUUUGGAUUAUCGAAAACCAAUGUGGAAUUCAUCGAAGGCGAAAUCGAUCGAUUAGAAGAUACGAAACUGAAAGAAAAUUCCGUUGAUGUAGUUGUAUCGAAUAGUGUUGUUAAUUAUCGAAGAGAUAAAAAGGCAAUUAUUGAAGGUGCUUGCAAGAUUCUCAAGCCGGGCGGAGAAUUUUACUUUUCUGACGUUUACGUCAAUCGACCAAUACCCGCAGAAUAUCAAGAGUUAUUAUCUGGCGAAUAUAUUGGUGGUGCACUUCGCUGGGAGGAUUUAAUUUUAUACGCUACCGAAGCAGGUUUUACGCAACCACGUCUUGUUACUGCUAAACCAUAUGUCGUAACAAACGACGAUAUUCAAAAGGCAAUUGGCAAAACGAAAUUUGUCUCAGCAAUAUUUCGAUGCUUUAAGUUGCCCCACGUCGAAGCAGAGGUCACACCAUUCAAUAUUCCCUAUCAAUUAACAUAUGAAACACCUUUAGUCAGUGCCGAAGAUGAAUUUUUCUUCGAUCAUUCAUUGCAAUUCAAACUGGGAGAACUCUUAGUUGUAGACGAUCCGUCUAUUGCAUUUGCACUGAGUCUGUCGCGAUAUAAAGAAAAUUUUACUUUCGAUCCAAUUGCAGACGCAGAAACCGUUACAGUUAUUGAAACAGUCGAAGAAAUACCAGCGGCACAGGAUAAUGAUGACACUAAUAAUGAUUCAAAACAUCUCAAACACAGAGUAUAUGUGAAAGUAGACUCAGACAAUAACCAUACUGAUAGCACCUCGGAUUUGAACAUUCCUGAUAAUGUUUAUGUAUCAGAUAUAUCAAAUUCACAAUUAAACUACUCGUCACAACUAUCUAUAAAUUCUACCAAGAAAGAUCUUGACGAUCCGUCAACUUUAUUACGUUCGAAUAAUUCGGCAAUAGUUUCUAAGAUGCAGAAUACAACUAGUUCGCCUAAUCUAAGUGCGAUAGGCACUGGCAUUGUUCCACCACCAAUGCAGUCUCCGCAGCAACAACAUAUGCAAUCGACAACACCAUCCGCUGCGAAUGGAAAAGAUGAAUUUCGUGGUUGGUUGUACAAAUGGACAAAUUAUUUGAAAGGUUAUCAAAAACGCUGGUUUGUUUUACAAGCUGGCAUACUAUCAUACUAUCGUUCGCAAGAUGAAAUGACUCAUACUUGCCGCGGCACAGUUUAUCUAGAGUCGGCACACUUAUCAUCAAAUGAUUCCUGUCAUUUUGUUAUUUCGAACGGUUCAACUGUACUACAUUUACGUACAUCAAAUGAAAACGAUAAACAACGUUGGAUGAGUGCGUUAGAAUUAGCAAAACAGAAAGCAUUGAAAGUUCGAAAACAAUAUCAUGAUUCGGAUGAGGAGAUUUCGACUGCUGACGAUACUAAUAAACAACAGCCAGUGCAAGUUAGUUCACCCAAACCCAGAAAACAGUCGCCUAAUGCAAUUGAACGAACAGAACUAGCGACGAUGAAUAAAACAUUCGAUGCCAAGUUAGAAGAUCUUAAAAUGUGUAUGGAUUUGAUUAAUCGACAUUAUCAAGCACUUCACCGCACCCUCGGUGAUUUGGAACAAAUCGAUAAAUCAGAAGGAACGAUUAAUACAAUCAAGAGUGUCAAUGAACGCGCAACCUUGUUUCGAAUUACGUCCACGGCAAUGUUGAACGCUUGUCAAGAGUUAGUACAAUUAAUUCAAGGCCAAGGUCGUAAAUGGCAAAAGGCAGUUCAAUCUGAGCGCGAUGCACGUGUGCGUAUGGAACGUAUGUGUGAACAGGUCGCCUCUCAAAGUGCAAAAUUAGAAAAACAGAUUCAGCGUGCAUCGCGGAUGGAUAAAACUGUUGCAAAAUCUCCGGAUCCUCGUACUCCAAAUGAAGAUAGUUGCUCAUCAGACAGUGACGAAUUUCAUGAUGCGGAAAGUGUCUUUCGUAUUCCACUUCAACAUACAUCAGCUAAUGAAAAACAAUCAGGUAAAAUUGUCGAUGGCGAUGUUAGCUCGUGUGAUGACGACAACGGCGACAAUGAUGAUGAAAGUGAAUCUGAAGAACGUAAACAAGAGAAAUUACCCGUCGUGAUUGUUAAAAGAUCAAAGCAACCUGAAACAUCUACAAAUGUUCCAUCAACAACUGUCAUGAAACCUACUGAAAAUACUGUUACGACAACCGGAUCGAAACGAAAACGUCGUGACCGUAUCCCUGAACGACCCAAUUUCAGUAUUAAUCUAUGGAGUAUCAUAAAAAAUAGUGUGGGAAAAGAUCUAUCUAAAAUACCAGUACCCGUUAACUUUAGUGAACCUCUAUCAAUGUUGCAACGUAUAACGGAAGAACUCGAGUACAGUUCUGUUCUUGACAUAGCUGCCAAAAUAGAUGAUAACUGGGAACAACUAGCCUAUGUUGCUGCAUUCACUGUUUCAUCGUAUUCAACUACAGCAACGCGAGUUAAUAAACCUUUCAAUCCAUUGCUUGGUGAAACGUAUGAAUGUGAUAGAACAGAUGAUCUAGGCUGGAGAGCAUUAGCAGAGCAAGUUAGUCAUCAUCCACCAGCUUUGGCAACACAUGCGGAAGGCCAAGGAUGGACUAUGUAUCAAGAAUUUACCAUGGGAUCGAAAUUUCGAGGGCAAUAUCUGAGCGUAACCCCAUUAGGCUACUCUCAUCUAAUAUUUAAAAAUACUGGUAAUCAUUUUACCUGGAAGAAAGUAACUACAUUAGUAAAUAAUAUCAUCGUUGGCAAGCUCUGGAUUGAUAAUGUUGGAGAGAUGGAUAUUAUCAAUCAUACAACAAAAGAUGUUUGUAAAUUGAAAUAUUUUCAAUAUAGCUAUUUUUCGAAAGAUGUUCCACAUAAAGUUACCGGUGUUGUCACAGAUUCCAAUUCGCAAGCUCGAUGGGUUUUAUCUGGCACAUGGACGGAAAAGAUUGAAGGUGGUCCUGUUGAAUCGCCUUCGUCUCGUCAUACACAUUCUCAUCAUAUGGAAACGCAUAACAUGAAAGUUUUAUGGCAACGCCGAAUGCCACCAGCAUAUUUAGAAAAGAUGUAUAAUUUCACUGAAUUGGCGAUUGAAUUAAAUGAAGAUGAGCCAGGUGUUGCCCCAACUGAUACUCGUCGUCGUCCAGAUCAACGUUUGAUGGAAGAGGCACGUUGGGAUGAAGCGAACCAAGAAAAACUUCGUUUGGAAGAAAAACAACGUCAAGUACGAAGACAACGCGAAAACGAAGCAGGUGGACAUGAUCUAUAUAAAUCGAAAUGGUUCAAAAAGCAAUACGAUCCACUGACGGAAUCAGACAUGUACGUCUAUACAAACGAAUAUUGGGAAUAUCAAAUAAUACACGAGAAUGAACAACUACUAUCCGGAUGUCUUUCCAGAAUGAUUGUCUCCCUAUCAGUCUUUUUUCUAUAUUGCUUGUGUUCGACGACGAGUGAACUUUCCAUUGGUCAUGAUAUCGGUCAGUACUAUUCGAAGAUUGGUCUCUAUGAAUAUGUUGAUUACUCGAAUGUCAAAUUUCUUAAAUUUAAUAUCUAUGGACCAACAACUCUAGCCAAUUGGUCUGUUACUAUCAGUACCGAGGGAAAGUGUUCCAAUUAUUUCCCUAAGAUUCAUUUUGAUCUUCAAUACGGUGCUUAUCCAUUGAUUAGUCCACUUAAUGAAUCAUUUCCUGAAUCGUAUAUAUCUUCACGUCAUGAUUUGUUGGUAAUGAUAUUCAAUCGAACCAUUUCCAACGGAACAGUUCAAUUAGAAAAUCCUUUGAUCGGAACAUGGUUCGCUAUGAUAUUUAUAGAAAAAUUACCAAUGAACUCGAAAUCUAAGAUAUCUUCCAGUGACUGUAACCUUUAUUUAACAAGUUGGCUUGAUUAUCAAGCAGUACCUGUUUUACUAACACUAACUAUCGAUCAGCCACUAUCAAUUAUUUUGUCUAAUAAUACAACAUUCGUUUACACAUCAUACUAUACAACAACAAGAAACACUCGAUUAAUUGUUCUUUCUAAUUGGACAUCGGACUGCGCGAUCACGAUAUUCGCACGCAUUAAUGCUCUGCCAAGUUUGUUUCAAUACGAUUAUCGAACAACUUGUCAAAAUUCUUCAUGUGUAAUGGAAAUCGAUCAGUUAGCUGCAUUUCUUUGGAUAUACUUUCAAAUAACAGUGAACAAUUCAACAUACCAAAAUACAUCUAUCGCUGGUGAUAUGCUUAUUCGUUUCCAAGAUGACAUCCAAGAUAUUCAGUCGUAUCCAACUCGACGAAUUGUUCGCAAUUUCUACUAUGAUUUUAUAUAUGUACCUUUACAUACAAAUAGUAGUACUCAUUCCAUUGUACUUAAUCAGCACAAUGCUUCGAUCUAUUCGUAUGAAUUCAUUGUUGAUGAUAAAAAUAUUGGUGGAACAAUUCAUUUCGAUUUUGACACACAACUAAAGUCUUUCAAUAUAUCGAAUAUGAAUGUCAGUAUUCUCGGCUGUUUAUCAAAAAAUCAACCGCGACGACAUCGAUCGUGUGAAAAUGAUUAUAAAAUACUCCUACAGCAGAACUCGCUCACCGUCAGAUCAUUGCCGUAUCCUGAAAUGGGUCUCUGGUACCUAACAUUAGAAUAUGCUUGUAAUAAUUCAAACAAUCAAUGUGAUAAUGCAACAAUGUUAGUUAAUUUUCAAGUCCUAUCAUCACAAUGUACUCGACAACAAUGUGGAAUCUAUGGCGUAUGUCGCAUAAUGAUAUCGCAACAGAAUAUAUUUUCAGCUUGCAUUUGUCUAGCUGGCUACCGCGGUUAUGGUUGUACCGAUAGUACUUAUUCACACGUUUCACGAUAUCUACCGAGCGUUUUGUUUUUAACAUUGAGUAAUCUAAUGUUUAUUCCAGCGGUUGUGUUUGCCAUUUACAAUCGCUUAUAUAUCGAAGCGUUGGUUUACUUUUUUAACAUGGUCUUUUCUACUUUUUAUCAUGCUUGUGAUCAAGAAAUACGACGAUUUUGUAUUUUUAAAUAUGAUGGUUUACAAUUAUCGGAUUUUAUUGGUUCAUAUGCUUCCUUUAUCGUUACAUUGAUAACAAUUUCGUUCAUACCUCGUUCAAUCAAAAUCUUUCUAUUCAUGUUAGGUGUUCUAACAUGUGUCGUGAUCAAUUCCCGUGAUCGUUUCGACAAUAUACAAUUCAUUGUGCUCUUAUCCAUUACAUUUAGUUUUACACUUCUAACAUGGAUUGUAAUAUCGGUUAAAAAACGUCGUUUACAAUUGACAAGAAAACGCCUCGUGUGCAUCUGCUUGGGCUUAGCAUUUGCAAUAACGGGACUUGUUCUAUUUGCUUUUUUUGAAACAAAUGACAAUUAUUGGUAUAUACAUAGUCUGUGGCAUAUGUUCAUGGCCAUUUCCAUUCUAUUUUUCUUGCCACAAAAGAAAGGACAAGGUACGCAGCGAAAAAGAUCUAUUGAAUUGAAUUUAAAUGUUACAUCUAAUCAAUCAGUUGGCGUAGUGAACGAAGGAGCCAUAUUACCAACCAUUGAGACAAACAAUCAACGUGAUAUGAAUACAUCUUCUACAGCUUAA